Molecule: messenger RNA, 1317 nt
Organism: Kalmanozyma brasiliensis GHG001
Lineage: Eukaryota; Fungi; Basidiomycota; Ustilaginomycetes; Ustilaginales
Product: Aldose 1-/Glucose-6-phosphate 1-epimerase
Exons: 1
Coding region: 1-1317 (438 amino acids)
Biological process (GO): glucose metabolic process; beta-D-galactose catabolic process via UDP-galactose, Leloir pathway
Molecular function (GO): carbohydrate binding; aldose 1-epimerase activity
Source: RefSeq, a predicted model, not a curated record
AUGGCCAUCGACCCUUUCAAGCCCAUCUUUCUGUCCGCCGACAACGCCGACCUCAAGGUCUCGGUGAUCCCCUACGGCCUGACCUUCCACAGCUUCUCCACCGAGGAGGGCGAGGACUUCAUCGGCGGGCCAGAGGACCCCAAGGACCACCAGGCGCGUGGACGCAAAUUCCUCAACCCCAUCAUCGGGCGCUACUGCAACCGUCUCCCCGCGGGCAAGCUCGAGUACAAGUCUGCCAACGGCAAAGUCACCCACAUCGACCUCCCGGAGUUCAGCGCGCCCGGUGUAGUGCUGCACGGCGGUCCGGAGAGCGACAAGGAGAACAAGGUGGACAGCAUCGUGCAGCACGGACCCUUCGACAAGUGCUACUGGCAGCCGGUCGACACCAAGGACAGCCAGCUGUUUGGCGACUCGGGGUUCACCUCCACCAGCAACCCCGGUGAGAAGCAAAGCAGCUUGAUCUUUGCCAUCGAGUCGCCUGAUGGAGACUCUGGAAUGCCAGGUAAGCUGCGUGUCGAGACGCUGGUCGCCGUUGUGCCCGGCACCGGACCGAAUGCAGAGCUCGGCAAGUCGGCCGGCAAGUUCCUCCUCCGCUACCGAGCGGCCUUGGACAGCAACGGAUCCGUUGAAGCGACGCCGUUCAACAUGACCCACCACUGGGGCUUCAACCUCUCUGCCUCGAACGAGAAGGUCGGCAAAGAGGACAACGGCACGGUGUACAACCACACUUUCCAGUUGUACGCACCUGCAGGAAAGACCAUCUCGCACCUCGAGCUCGACCCUGCCCAGAUCGCCACGGGCGACCUCAAGCCCCUGGACGGCCCCGCUGAGUCGUUCUCCAACGCCGGCGCACAGAGCUGGGACAAGGAGGGCGGUAAGCGCAUCGGCGAGGGUCUGCCCUCUGGCGGCUACGACGACUUUUAUGUCUGGGGCAACGUCGAGAACAUCCCUCAGUCGGAUGACAUCAACAAGAUCGCCACCGAAGAGACCAAGCGCGUCCGCCUCACUUCGGAGGCAGCCGGCCGAUCGGUCACGAUGCACUCGAACCAGGCAGGUGUCCAGCUGUGGACGGCGGGCGCGCAGCCCGAACACCCCGCUGACCCAGCCCAGUCUGGUGGAUCGAUGAAGAAGGCGCACCGCAAAGGAGGUCUGCCGGACAGCGGCAACUUCAACGGCGCUUUCGCCGCCAUCGAGUUCGGCGGGCCUCACUGCGGAUUCCUCCUGCCAAGCCUGGUCGGACUGGGAGGUCAGGAAGAGAUUUUGGAAAAGGGUCAGGUGUACGACCACUGGGUCGUUGCUGAGGCCUGGCGCAAGUAG